UGGAUCGAUAUCUGCAUCGAUCUGCCCACCCUUGUCUCCUGGAUCGUAGCUGAGAUCAGCGUGAACCACGUGGGUCUCUGCUCCCUGAUCUGUUUCCUGUGUUUGGAAAGAGUUCCAGCUUCAUCACGGAGUUUCUCUCGGUUUGUGGGCUCAUCUAAAGAUGAUCCUGAGAAAGCUGAGCCACCUGUGGAAAAAGCAGAAAAAUGUGUGUCUGAUAGCCUGCUACCUGCUACACCUGACCUGUCUUUUGAGGACCAACACGGAGCGAGAAGUCAGCGCUCUCAGGAGGCCGACAAACCUCGCAGAAGAAAGGGACAGAAAAGAUACAGCUGUGAUGAGUGUGGGAAGAAUUUUACCCAUCUUGGAAACUUUAAAGCACACCAACUCGUCCACAGUGGAGAUAAAAGAUACAGAUGUGACUUGUGUGGAAAACUUUUUACCCAGAAAGGACACCUAAAAUCACACCAGCUCAUCCACAGUGGAGUUAAACCAUACAGCUGUGAGUUGUGUGGAAAGUCUUAUACCCACCCUGCAAGCUUAAAAUCACACCAGCUCAUCCACAGUGGAGUUAAACCAUACAGCUGUAAGUUGUGUGGAAAGUCUUUUACCCACCCUGCAAGCUUAAAAACACACCAAGUCAUCCACAGUGGAGUUAAACCAUACAGCUGUGAUCAGUGUGGUAAAGCUUUUACUUGCAGUGGUAACUUACAGCGUCAUCAACUCAUCCAUUCUGGAAUCAAGGCGUACAGCUGUGGUCAAUGUGGUAAAACUUUUGCUCAGAGUAGCACUUUACAACGUCACCAAGUUACUCACUCUGGAUUUAAACCGUACAGCUGCGACUUGUGUGGAAAGUCUUUUAAUGAUCCUGCAAACUUGGAAAAACACCAACUCAUCCACAGUGGAGUUAAAGUGUACAUAUAUGAUCCUGAGAAAGCUGAGCCACCUGUGGAAAAAGCAGAAAAAUGUGUGUCUGAUAGCCUGCUACCUGCUACACCUGACCUGUCUUUUGAGGACCAACAUGGAGCGAGAAGUCAGCGCUCUCAGGAGGCCGACAAACCUCACAGAAGAAAGGGACAGAAAAAAUACAGCUGUGAUGAGUGUGGGAAGAAUUUUACCCAUCUUGGAAACUUUAAAGCACACCAACUCGUCCACAGUGGAGAUAAACCGUACAGAUGUGACUUGUGUGGAAAACUUUUUACCCAGAAAGGACACCUAAAAUCACACCAAGUCAUCCACAGUGGAGUUAAACCAUACAGCUGUGAGUUGUGUGGAAAGUCUUAUACCCACCCUGGAAGGUUAAAAACACACAAACUCAUCCACAGUGAAGAGAAAGCGUACAGCUGUGAGUUGUGUGGUAAAGCUUUUACUUGCAGUGGUAGCUUACAGCGUCAUCAAGUUGCUCACUUUGGAAUUAAGGCGUACAGCUGUGAUCAAUGUGGAAAAACAUUUGCUCAGAGUGGCGCCUUACAACGUCAUCAAUUUACCCACUCUGGAAUCAAGGCAUACAGCUGUGAUCAGUGUGGAAAAACUUUUGCUCAGAGUAGCCACUUACAACGUCAUCAAGUUACUCACUCUGGAUUUAAAGCAUACAGCUGCGACUUGUGUGGAAAGUCUUUUAAUGAUCCUGGAAACUUGAAAAAACACCAACUCAUCCACAGUGGAGUUAAAUCGUACAUGUGUGAGUUGUGUGGAAAGUCUUUUACCCAGGCUGGAAAUUUAAAAAGACACCAAGUCAUCCACAGCGGAGUUAAACCAUACAGCUGUGAGUUGUGUGGUAAAGCUUUUAGUUGCAGUAGCACCUUAAGACAUCAUCAAGUUACCCACUCUGGAAUCAAGGCAUACAGCUGUGAUCAGUGUGGUAAAGCUUUUGCUUUCAGUAGCACCUUACGACAUCAUCUAGUUACCCACUCUGGAAUUAAGGCGUACAGCUGUGGCAUUUGUGGAAAAACUUUCAGGACGCUAGGUUACCGCAAUAUUCAUGUACGGAUUCACACCAGACAUGAUAUUUACUCCUGUGAUCUGUGUGGCAAACUGUUUACAACAUAUCCACACUUGCAACGCCACAAACUUACCCACACUGAGGAGAGACCCUAUAAAUGCGACCUGUGUGAAAAGGCCUUUAAAGAGCAACGUUUCCUGAGAGUUCACCAUCAGAUCCACACCAGAAAGAGACUAUAAGUGCAGUUACUGUGAGAAGCAGAGCGACACAGAUAGAUCCAGUUCUCAACCCUGUCAUCGCUGUGGUGGUGGGAAAGAGUUUCAGUCAGCAACUGAGUCUAAAACGACAUCAACGUAGACACAUUGGAGACAAAAUGAACUACUGCAAAGAAUGUGGGAGAAGCUUCCCCACAUCAAGUGAAUUAAAAAAACAUGAAUUCUGUCACAGUGGAGUUAAAAAGCAGCUUCAAGAAUCUCAGUUCAUACUCCAAACACAAACGAUCGCACGCUGUAAAUAGUUUUACUGUUACUAAUAUGCAAAAACAUUCACUUCAUUAUCUGCUCUGUGCAAACAUCAGCGUGAUCAUGCAGAACUGAAUUCACUGGAUCACAAUGAAUCUGAAGAGACAGUGAAUAAUCCUGGAUGUUAAAUUCAUGAAUCUGCAAGUAUAGAUAUCUACGCCAAGAUUUUUUCCUUUUCUUACAACCACUGAUCAAUGGCCAUGAGUACCAUUCGCAGAAAAUAGGGAUAUACGUGAAAAUGGAAAGACCAUCCCUGAAUCGAGGAGGGGACAUAAGGGUACAUCUUUCACCAUCUUACAAUGCUGUGAUUGCAGCCAUUCCCCAACUCUCUGUGAAUGGUACUCAUGGCCAUUGAUCAGUGUUCUUUGAUCGGUGGUGUUUGAUCAGUGAUUGUUGAUCAAUGGUCAUGAGAAUUUGCAUAAUUAAGAUUAAGGAACUGACCUCCCAGCUCAUUCCUUCAGUGGGUUGGUUUCAGUCAUUAUUUAAAUGUACUGUUUAUAAGAUUGGGGAAACCUGCAGUCAGCUGAGACUGAAGAAGUCACUGUUGGAUGAGUGACGAAACGUUUCUCCCACAAAACGCUACGUCCAGAUGAACAGAUUCAACUUUUUGGAGAUUUACUUUCCUGGAUGAUUGAGCAUGCAUCAAAACGUUAGUAGAAUUUAGUACUUUAAUUUUUAUGUGGCAAUGGUAUCUGUUAUACAGAACUGAUACUACAGCAGCCCUUGCCCAUAAGUUGAAUACACAUUUAAAGAUUGAAUUUGUGCAGUAUUUGCUUUUUUUUUUGAUAACCAGCUAACACUGAUAAUUAGAGGCCUCAUGACUUAUUAUUAUUAUUGUAUAUUAAAUGAGAGAAAUUACAUUUCUCAAAGAGAACACUUUGAUUUGUUGUUAUGAGUAUUAGGAGGUAAUUAACAUUGAUUUGUACCAUUACAAUAAUCCAGCUGGAGUUUCAUCAUUUUGGAUUUUAAUCACGGAUUAAUUUUAUUAUUUUCUGUUUUUAAUUUCUUGGAUUUUUUUAUUGCUCUGUUG
Messenger RNA from Pelmatolapia mariae (spotted tilapia), 3490 nucleotides. RefSeq names its product zinc finger protein 665-like. Gene Ontology annotation, biological process: regulation of gene expression. Gene Ontology annotation, cellular component: nucleus. The transcript has 6 exons. The annotation marks the transcript as partial. The record is from RefSeq and is a predicted model, not a curated record. NCBI's taxonomy places the organism in Eukaryota, Metazoa, Chordata, Actinopteri, Cichliformes, Cichlidae.